AUGCCAAAAUUUGCCGAAAGAGAACUUGUUGUUCGAAAAAUGAACCAGCAAUUCCAGGAUAAUUUGAGAAUGCGAAAAGAAACUAAUGUUUUGAACACCAGAGCACUCAGUUUGACCAAAAAUCUACAAGUUUUGCAAAAAGAUAUCCGAUGCUUUGGUUCUUACGUAGAAGACCUCAAAUACCAAGCCCGAUCAAACUACAAAAACAUUCAGGCGAUUCUGGAGCGACAAGACAUGAAAAUGCUUACUGGCGAAUAA
Oikopleura dioica is the source of this 258-nucleotide messenger RNA. Lineage: Eukaryota; Metazoa; Chordata; Appendicularia; Copelata; Oikopleuridae. The record is from the annotation of a GenBank genome assembly.